Microdochium trichocladiopsis is the source of this 552-nucleotide messenger RNA. Its product is annotated as putative phosphoglycerate mutase family protein. Bases 1 to 537 code for a protein of 178 amino acids. The transcript has 2 exons. Lineage: Eukaryota; Fungi; Ascomycota; Sordariomycetes; Xylariales; Microdochiaceae. The record is from RefSeq and is a predicted model, not a curated record.
AUGCUCCUCAGCCCCUGCAUCAUUCUGCUUACUGCGGUAGUCACGUCCGUGACAGCGAAGCAUGACUACGGCGCGACAGUCUAUCUUAUCAGGCAUGGCGAGAAGCCAGCGGACGGCGGUCAGGGUUUGAGCCCUGCCGGGGAGCAGCGCGCAGAGUGCCUACGGAAUGUAUUCGGGGCCUCGUCGGGCUACAACAUCGGGUACAUCAUUGCGGAGCAGCCUGAGGGCAAUGGGGACAGGGCACGGCCUUACGAGACGGUCAAGCCGCUCGCCAACGACCUCGGCCUGAUGAUUGACACGUCGUGCAAGAAGAAGGACGCCAAGUGCGUGGCCAAGCUGGUCCGCAAGUACGACGGCAUCGGCAACAUCCUUAUCUGCUGGGAGCACGGGAUCCUCACCAGGAUUGCCGAAGCGCUGGGCGCGGAGAACGCACCCGAGUACCCCGGCGGUCAGUUCGGGGACAUCUGGACACUUGCGCAUGACUCUGAUGAUGUUACCACACAAGCGAUGGAGGACUGUCCUGGGCUUGGGCCUUGACUGGACAGGUAGGAG